Molecule: messenger RNA, 2505 nt
Organism: Drechmeria coniospora
Lineage: Eukaryota; Fungi; Ascomycota; Sordariomycetes; Hypocreales; Ophiocordycipitaceae
Exons: 6
Coding region: 1-2505 (834 amino acids)
Biological process (GO): positive regulation of transcription by RNA polymerase II
Cellular component (GO): nucleus
Molecular function (GO): transcription cis-regulatory region binding; DNA-binding transcription factor activity
Source: RefSeq, a predicted model, not a curated record
AUGUCCCCAGCGUUCCGCGGAGCAUGCACCCUCGACACCACCACUCUCCUCCGGGACGCACGUCAGCAACGACAAGAAGAACUCUCGACAUGCCGCAGUCAGGCCACAAAGGCACAUCGGAACGCAAGCGUCGCAGCCGCAAGGGUUGCUGGUGAAUAUCUCCCUCCGAAGAGCAGACGGGUCGGAAGGCGAAAGGCUAAGCUCGGUAGGCCGUGUAAAUCACGCAAGGUGAAGUGCGGAGAGGAGCAUCCCGCAUGCAAAAAGUAUCCGCUUCCCCUCCUCUCUCUCUCGCGCGCGCGUGCGGUUGAUGCUCACAGAUCUCUACGCAGCUGCCUCAAGACGGGCGAUACCUGCGACUACAAGAUCCGUCUCAACUGGGUGGGACGUCGCACCAAGCAACCGCACUCGGGCCCCUCAAGCAUGGACGGCAUAGGUCAGCUCAACCGGCAGCAUCAGGGACUUGAACCGUUGUUGAACACGACAGCGUUGUCCGUCGGCUCGCCCCAAGUCCAGUGGAGCGGUUCUAGGCAUCGGGGGGAAGCCAACUCUCCGGUGACCGGCUUCGUCAACAGAACGUCGCCAGUGGCACAGGACGAGCUGGCCUUUGUCGACGAAACUCUGUCUCCGCCCGGGUCUUGGGCUGGGAGGGGCCUCGAAGACACGCACGACUCUUACUCCAUCCGUCCACCCCAUCAGGCCGCUCAAUCCGUGUCGCCAGCCAUAUACUUGCGCCGCAAAAAGGCCAAGUCGCUCAGCAAGCUCAACCACCUGUAUGCCAGGGAAUCGAUUUCCUCCCCGGACCCAUUCAUGCCCAUGUCCAUGGCUGCUUCGCCAGUGGUGUUUGACUCCCUUCUGACUCCAGCAACUUCGCCAUAUAGUGAUGACGUUCCGCCCCCGCCACACUGGCCGGACAGCCGGCCUCGAGGGUCGCCAGAUGUGGUGUACAAAGCACCAAGCAACAACGACAUUGUAGAGUCGCACGACUGGUAUGAUGGUGCGAAUUCGGUCCCCGAGAUGAUUGGGGCUCACGAUGAUGGUCGUCAUGGCCAGCUCCGGUACGGUAUGGAGGGGGCAGAGGACGAAGAGGUCAGCAAUGACGAUGAGAGCACUGUUUCUUUGGCCUCGGGUGAACCUUUGAACUGGCAUGCAAACUCUACCGACAUGACUAGAAUGCGGUGCUGUGCCGCCAGCAAUCAGGAUUUCACCUACCACGGCAUGGCCUCCCCUGCUUCCAUGUCAUGGGAGCUGGGACCGCUGCCAGACAGGCUCAGGAAUAGUAGGGUUAAUAUGUUGUACUUUCAACACUUUAUCGAGCACACUGCCCGGGUACUCGUCCCGUACCACGAUGCGAAAUCAAACCCCAUGAGCACGACGCUUCCGAGAAUGGCUCUCCAAAGCGAUGGACUCUUGAGUCUCCUUCUGGCCUAUUCCGCGGCUCACCAAGCUCGCACAGCGCAAUCCGAGGUGCCCGAGGUGCGAAUGGCGCAGUGGGCGCAAGCCAUAUUCCCCGAGCUUAGGGAGUUCCUGGCCGACGCAGAGCAGCCAGUGCCGAACGUGGCGCUCGUCAUGUCCAUCAUGCUCGCAUCCCUGGAAGUGAUAUCGCCGGGAGCCCUGGGCCACGGCAUCUCGUGGCGCGAGCAUUUGAACCUGGCCGGGAACCUCAUGACGAGGCAUUUGAAUGAGCUGGAUGGUCAAGGUCCGGACGAACAGCUGGGAGAAGAUUGCCUGUUCAUCCGGAGCUGGCUUGCUCGCAUCCAUCUCCGGGCGGCCUUUAGGCCUGCGCCAACCGACGAGGCCGCUUCCCGAAUCCUCGCGCUGGAUAUUGGCGCCUUGGUUCCCGACAAGGACGAGAUAGACUGCAUAAUGGGGCACUCGGCACGGUGUGCUCGACUUCUGAGCCAGGUGGCGGACAUGGCGAAGCGAUGCGACAGGGAGCGAACUGGGCUCGGGAAAGAGGCACGUUGCCGCUGGAUGCCCCAUCGCGAGACCGUUGAGCGAGCGGUGGCGCUCGAACGGGAGCUCAUCGCCAGCCUGAACCAGUCUUCGAGGCCCUGCAUUCACGUGCGUAUGGGCAACAUCCAGAUGCGAGAUCUGGCAGAGUUGGCGGCGGCGAACGAGGCUUUUCAUUGGGCCGGGCUGGCCCAUCUCCAUCGCCGCGUCAUGGGUAAGGAUUCGGCCCACGCAGACGUCCAGUGGGCUGUGCAUCGGAUACUGGAGUGCCUCGACCAGACGCGCAUCGGCGGCAGUGCCGAGAUGGGAAUGCUGUUUCCCAUGUUCACGGCCGGAUGCGAGACGGUGGGCAAGGCUCCUCGAGCUCGGGUCUUGGCCAGAUUCAAGAGCGCCGAGAGAAGCGGCAUGUUCCAGGUGAGUAUCGGCCUCGUCCACGCACACGGCGGCGAUGCCAACUCGACGAUGCAGGUGUGCCAAGCGAGACGGUUGAUGGAGACGGUAUGGGAGGAAGGAUGUCCAUGGGAAGCCCUCACCAAGGACGAGUAUAUCGGGUAA